This is a messenger RNA of Cordyceps militaris CM01, 627 nucleotides long. RefSeq lists its product as uncharacterized. The transcript has a single exon. Lineage: Eukaryota; Fungi; Ascomycota; Sordariomycetes; Hypocreales; Cordycipitaceae. The coding region runs from base 1 to 627 and encodes 208 amino acids. The record is from RefSeq and is a predicted model, not a curated record.
AUGCCCAUCCCUUCCGCCGAGCCUGCACCCCGCCAUCCGGCGCCGAGCUUCAUGGUCCUGCCGGCCGAAGUGCGCCUCGAAAUCUACCACCACCUCCUGCGCCUCCCCCCCAUUACCCCCGACGAGUCGUCUGCCGCCUCGCGCGUGUCCACCGCGAUCCUGCGCACGAGCCGGCUCGUGCACGCCGAGUCGGCGGCGGUGCUCUACAGCGGCAACACCUUUGUGGCGCACCCGUCGCUGCUCGCGGCGUUUCCGCGCCUGCGGCCGUGGUACGCGCCCGUGUGCGCCGCCGCCGUGCUGCCGCGCAUCCGCCGCUUCCACCUGACGGUGCGUCUCGACCGCGACCCCGCGUUUGACCGGCGCCGCGCGGCGGCCGCGUUUUCCGGCGCCGAGGUGCUCGAGGUGCGCGUCGUGCAGUCCGUGUUUCUCGGCGCCGGCCGCGAGAACCUGCGCAUGCUCGAGGACGUCCGCGGCGUCCAGACGGUCACGGUGCGAGGCAGCACGACCGGCUUCGAGGGCUACGUGCGCUGGCUGGUGCGCCUGAUGCAGAGCCCGCUGGGAACCAAGGCCGUCAUGUUGACGCCUGAGGAGGAGGGUGUCGCGGUUGAGACGGGUACAGGGACAUGA